AUGCCGUCAAUCCAGGUGGCAGGCCGUCAUGGCUCCUAUGCGACGCAGUUUUGGAAGCCGGCGGCGUGGACGGCAACGACUUCGCGAUUCCACGAUCGUGCUGGUAUGCGCGCCGCGUACAGUCGCAAGGCUAUCGACCGUCGUCUCGUUCUUCCACUGGACAGCCAUAACUGGGUUCGCGCUCUUGAGGUGCUGAAUGCCGGCUACGCACGCCUCGGUCGCACCCCAGAGCACUUCCAAAGGGUGCUGAGAGAUAUGGUAGAGCAUCACGGCUCCUACGCCGAGUGUGUCACGCGCUCGGCGUCUGCCUUCGCGCCAUCGUCUCUGACGGAGUCCCCUCGAAGCCUCCGAGGUGCAGGGGCCGGUGUCUUUGAUUGCGACAGCAGGCGACUCUCAUGCUCAUCUACUGAGAUGCUCGUGGGUAGUGAGGAGGCACCUGACAUCCUGCUGGCCGUGGACGCACUGCGUGACAGGGCCUACGCUGGUGAAAUUCCGUCGAACCGCUCUCUGUGGGUCACGCUCGUGUGGUCGUACUGCGCUCUUGACCAACCGAGCGGCGCCCUCGAUACAUUCCACCUAGCUACGCGCCGCUUCCGCUUCUCGUCUGCGACCAUGCAACACAUGGCGACGUUGCUGCUGCCUGUCCUGUGCCGGCACGCGCAGCUAGAGGAGGCGACCAACUUGUACGAGACCUACUUAAAGGUGAAUGACACCAAGGAGGAUUUGGACGGCUCGUCGGCAUCAUCGCACCACCGCAGCCGCCUCGAGGAUGCCGACGCUCGACAGUGGCUUGCCGAGGCGGCAGCUCAGCGAGGCGAUUUGAAGCGCGCCCAGAGCUUUGCUGGGGGUGCAAGGAGAUCGCCAGGCGGUGUAACCGCUGCUGACGAUGAGCCUCGCGCCACCGCCAACAAUUUGUCGCCGCGGCCGACAAUAGACUCGCUCUUCCACGACACGCCCAGGUUGAAAAAACUAGCCAAGCUGGAUUGUGGGCCACAUCUAUCCGCUACUUCGGAGGAUUCUGGCCGAACACGAGGUCCGGAGGCGGCGCCGCGUUCUUCAGCCGCGCCGUCAUCGCUGCCGGUGCUUCAGACGCUUAGCUGCAAAGCGGUGCGCCAGCUCUUUCGCUCCCUUUGCCGAGGCAGCAGUGAGACACAUUCAGACGCGCGACUCUGUGCCGCGCUCUGCUGCUGGGCGCACCUCUAUGGCCCUGCGCUAAGAGCCGCAGCUGACCUUGACGGGGAUGCCAUGAGCGGUCAUUGUGACGGUACCCACAACUGCUGCACAUCUCCCCCGCCACUGGAGGACGUGCACGAGCUGCUGAAUCUGCUCGCAUCCCACCAGCGCUGGAAGGACGUGCUUUCCAUUUUCUGCCGCCUCUUCUUGAACAGACCCGCCACCGUCUACCUCAACUCGACGCUUACUGACCUUCAAUCGCUCUCAGCAUCCAUGGGAGGUAGAGAGGGCGCAUUGACUGCAUUCGAAGCUGGCGUGGCCCCCAUCCCAGCACCAGCUCUUCGGCUGGAUGCCAUCACGCUGAACCUGCUGUUCUCGUCCCUCCCUGCCGCUGCGGCGCCGCUUCUAGUGCGCGCAAAAAAGCUCGUACCGACUUCACCCAGGACAGCCACUAAAGGUCAUGACCUCCCGCAGCUGCAGCACCAGCCCCGCACUGUCGGCGAGGCAUACGAGCUGCAGCUCUCCGCUUCCGCUGUCCCUGUCACCGUCGUUCGUCUCCUUGAUGAUCUUCUCCUUCUUCGCGACGACAUGAUACUCACCGACCUCGUAAUGGCUGCCAUCGGACCGGCGCUACUGCAGGUGGGGCAAAUCGACCGUGUCUUUGACCUUCUCGCACGCACACCGAUGAUGGUGUCGGCCUCGCAGCGCAAGGCACCAGCGUAUGUGUCAACAGAGCAUCAGGCUCUGAAGGCGGAGCUGGUCGCGCUUGGGUACGCCACGUUUGCGUUGUGUCCCUCGUCGGCGCGGCGACACGAAAUGGUUCGGCAGCUGCCUCACUUGUUUCCGCCCGAGGUAGUGCGCCGCUUUGCCUCUGGGGGCGAAGGUGAUACGUCGAGUAGCUAUGCUGUCCUCGAGGACGGUGCUGUGUUGGAGAACCACUCGCGCGUGGUAAGGGGGUCUGCCAGUACCGCUGCUGCUCUCAAGUUGGAUCACUCAUUGCCGCCCCACUACAGCGUCAAUGACCAGUGCUGCUGCAGUGGCGUCGAUUCUUCGCAGUCCAGCAAUCGUGCCAACAUCACUAACACCGCAGCACUGUCCCUGCUUGACCUGAAAUCGCAUGCGACUACCCCCGCCUCUGCUGGCAGUGGGGGGCAGCUCAAUACCUCUACGCGGCCGGGCCGUCGAUCCAGCGCCGCCACGCUUACCUCUCUCGCUGAUGACGCCAUGCGCCGAGACUAUGUCCGCCUGCAGGAGCGCCGCUUCAACGCCUUCACGGGCAGCCAUGCCGACGCGGAGCGGGAUCCCCGCCCGAUCCCAAAGGGCUUACACGAUCAUGCGAGCGGCUGGGACUUCUUCGGCCGCGGCGGUGAGAUGGUGUUUGCGAACCAUAACCGCACCUCACACCCUUUCACGAUGCGGCCGAAGGUGAUGCGAGACCUGCGCAAUCCCUACCGAGGGUGGAACCCACGCCGGAACAGCUCGCUGGCGCACAAGGAAAACGUAGUGAAGUGGAAUGGCAAGAGUGCCGUGUGA
Molecule: messenger RNA, 2706 nt
Organism: Leishmania braziliensis MHOM/BR/75/M2904
Lineage: Eukaryota; Euglenozoa; Kinetoplastea; Trypanosomatida; Trypanosomatidae
Exons: 1
Coding region: 1-2706 (901 amino acids)
Molecular function (GO): protein binding
Source: RefSeq, a predicted model, not a curated record